GUAUCUGGAUGUGGCGGGUGCUAAACUUGGUGAUCUGCCUUAUCGUAGAUAUACUUCUGAACGUUAUAGUACAUGACCUAAGUGAAGUUAGGUUGGUCACCAAAAUGUACCAUUGUGUUUAAUUUGGUUAUAUCUAAUGUUAAUGGAAGCUGAAAUUAGUUUUAAUAUCCCCUAUGACGAUUUUGGAUUUUUGAUUUAAUGUCUUGGAAUACCAGCACAAAUCAAUAUAGUUUGGACCUUUCCGGACAUUGUUUCUGACUGGAUCCCAGAAACUGCAUUACCGAUAUUGGAUCUUGGAUGCUGGUAACAUUAUAAUAUAAAGGACGCCCAGUGGCAACAGGUUUCUCGGCUUAAUUAAUAAGGACAGAACAGAGAGAGUGAGACACGCAUAAGCAUCAGAACAAACGAUUGAGCAUGAUAACAGAUGGGGUUGUUAGCUCUUUAGGGGUGGAGAUGUACCGAUGGGACUCGGGCCUCCUGCAUAAUUGAUGCGGAGCUGUCACAACCGGAUGAGACAUCGGGCCUUUUGGAAGCGUUCAGGUCUGCUGGCAUUAUAUGGAGUUUGCAGUCUGCUUGUCUUGUAUAUCAAAAUUUCAAAUGUCUGUGGAUGAGUCAGGUGGUUAUGGGCUUUUUCCACUGUCUGAGACUGAUGGUCAAAUACUUAUGUUAUUGUGUUGAAGGUGAUGGACAGUGCAUAGGCCGGGAACAGGCCAUUUUAGUUCCUGUUGUUGUUGAUGGUAACGCUUUUGUUAGAAGCCUCUUGUGUUUGGAACUCUAGACGAACGUAUAAAUGGCUGCUCUAUAUUCCAAAGAGGACAUAUUGUCAAAGGAUUGUAAAACUAAAACUAGAAGGAGAAGAGACAGGCGAUUAAAAUCUGGAGCGACAGAUAUGGCGGGCGAGUCGGUUGCAGACAUUGAGAUACCGAUCUGGGUCCGGGGGACGCAGAAGUGGGUGACGGGUCUUACCAAGAGGACCACGUGUGACGACGUCAUAUACGCCCUCCUCUACCAGGACGGACUCCACGAACACGUCAACACGUCGGCGUACGCAAUCUUUGAAAAAUGGCGAGAAGUUGAGCGCCCGCUGCAAGGUCGGACGAAAAUUGUGAAAGUGUGGCGCACAUGGGGCGCCGACCAAGCCAAUGUGUAUCUGACCAUGAGAAAGUUUGAUGAACUGGAAUACAGUGGUGAAUUUUCCCUCACUCGACGGAGAAAAAAGUCCCGGCAUCGAACACGCGAACGUGAACGUACUCGGGACCGUGAAAAAGAACGUCGAUCACGCGACCACCAUCAUCGUCAUGGUUACUGUCAAAACGCGAGCGAGCGACUCCGCUCGAUGGAGACGCUUGUCAAACUAGUCAUUUCACAGGAACGCAAAUUGAAAGAUAUGAUUGAACAUGGAGAUGACACGGAGAAAUUAAUCGAUAAAUAUGAGUCAAGAUUGCAUAAACAUCGAUUAAAAAAUAACGGCGAAGAGUAUGUAAAAGAUGCAUAUCUCGACGAUAACGGUGAUGAAAUGGACGAACUUUUCUCUAAUGCAAAUGUGGAAGAGCUAGAAUUGUAUGUCAGUUUUUGUGAUAAGAUUUUAGCGCUCGAGGACAUGAUACAAAAUGAACAUGCAAAGAUUGAAGAUUUAGCAUACCAAAUACAAACGUGUUCAAAUCAACAGGAAUGUAGCUCAGGAUCUCCAACUAUUACCGAGGAUAUUUCAAGAGUGCAAGUGGAACUUACUCGUGCAAAAUCAUGCGCAAUUAUGCAGCAUUACAAAGACCAGGAUUUACAACGUGAACUUCAGUUUUAUGACGAAAAGAUGGCACAUAAAAGUGACAUGUGUAAACGGCUGCAGCAAGAACUUGAUGAGAUUGAAUCCAUUGCUCAUAUUCAUUCAAGUGGAUCUCUGGACAAUUGUGGGGAAGCGGGAAGCCAGAACCCGCUGCCACUUCCGGAACGCACAAGCCGCGUUCAAUCGGCCCCUUGUAGCCCGUGUUCCCCGCCUCCGCCAUUGCCGGAGCGGUUACGGCCCCGGACACUUCAGCUCCCGCCACCCUCAUCAUCUAAACCGCCAGUGACUUCCGUGCAGCAACCAAAGUGCCAAAUUGAACAUGCCCCGGAGCGCAAACCAAUCCUGAAACAGAGCGCUCCAGAACGCAAAAACGGAUAUAAUACUCAACAUAAAUCAAACUCAAACAGUGAAACCAAAGUGAGAUUCAAAACUGAUGAUAUAAUAGACAAGUAUUACUGGGAGGACUCGAGCCUCUCGGAAGGAAUCAGCAUGGAUCACUCAGAUCUCUCAGAUUGUAAGGACUUGUUCGAGUACCCGAGUCGGCGAGACGAGUACUCGAAUGUAAAGUCCGGUACUCCCAACCGGCCCUACCUCACAGUGAAAGUGGAGGAUCAAGAUUCGAACUCGGAUACCGGCCUCAGCAGUAUGCACAGUGAUGACUCCGCAGUGUACCAUUUAGAAACAUUGGUGUAAUAUCGUAAAUAAAGGGAUAUAACUCCAGUUUAUACAUGUGUGUACACUACUUCAGAUUUACUGUUCUUGGUCUUAUCUAGUGCUAAAUGACCAAAAUAUAUAAAACAUUUGAAAUCCUAUACAUACAAAAAUGUUUUGUUUUACUGUGUUGAAUCAAUAAUAAGAUAAACUAUUAUCUCGAGAGAUUCUCACCAACAUAAUACUAGUAUAGCAUUAUGAUAAAGUCUAUUUUGUAAAAUAACUUUGGCGCACACCCGAUGUUCCAUCAAACUUGAGUAUUAAUUUAUAAUAGCUUUUAUAAUAAAGCUGGACUAAAACCG
Mya arenaria is the source of this 2796-nucleotide messenger RNA. Its product is annotated as ras association domain-containing protein 9-like. The record is from RefSeq and is a predicted model, not a curated record. The transcript is spliced from 3 exons. Lineage: Eukaryota; Metazoa; Mollusca; Bivalvia; Myida; Myidae. Gene Ontology annotation, biological process: signal transduction. The coding region runs from base 791 to 2476 and encodes 561 amino acids.